AUACUCUAGUACCUCUCUUCAAUUCUUUAAACAUUUCAUCAUAUAAUAUCAGUAUCAGAUCGAUCGAACUGAACAAUUGUUGUAGCUAUAGAUAACCCUAUUUAUUAGGUCAUACAUGAAUAUGCAGGAGGAGUUGAUGAAGAUGAAGAUAUUAAAGAAGAAGAAGAAGAAUGAGUUUGAAGAAGAUGAAGAAGAAACAAUAUUGCCGGUUAGUCCGACCGGACAAUUCUUCAACAGCUCUUCUUUAUCAAUAUCAAUUCUAGCCGUUUUAGAAACACAAAUCCCCAUCGAUGAUUCCCAUGCCAUUACUCUACUCAAAGAUCUCUUUUUACCCAUCAAUCCACGUUUCUCCUCAAUCAUGGUGACGGAUAACAAUGGUGUAAAAGAAUGGAAGAAAGUGAAAGUCAACCUCAAUGACCAUGUCACCGUCCCUGUUUUCCGAGCCGGAGAGUCGCCGGAGUUCUAUGAGGAACAAUUUAACAAAUACUUAUCAAAGAUAGCCUUACAAGAACUUCCCCUUGGAAGGCCAUUAUGGGAACUUCAUAUUAUUAAGUAUCCAACAACGACUGUAGCUGGAAAUGUUGUCUUCAAGCUUCACCAUGCACUUGGUGAUGGGUUUUCUUUAAUGGGUGCUCUUCUUUCUUGUCUCAAGAGAACUGAUAACCCUAAUUUGCCCCUUAAUUUUCCAAGUUUUCGUGGAGAGGUUAAACCUGGUUAUCAGAAACAGGGGAUUUUUCAGGAAUUGGGUAAGGGUUUUUCAUUUUUGUAUAAUUCAAUCUUUGAUUUUGGAUUUGGGCUUGUGAAGAGUGGUGUGGUUGAUGAUGGUCGGACUCCGGUGAGGUCCGGGGAGUCUGGGGUUGAGUUCUUGCCUAUUGAUAUUUGUACAAUCACUUUUGAACUUGAUCAACUUAAACAAAUCAAGGCCAGUCUUCAAGUUACUAUAAAUGAUGUGAUCACGGGUAUAAUAUUCCUUGGCACGCGUCUAUACAUGAAAGAAUUCGGAGAAAAUUUGGAGAAACUCGAUAGCUCGACCGCAUUGGUGCUGCUGAACACGAGGGAUAUAGACGGUUAUAGCUCGGUUGAAGAAAUGGUCAAUCCGAAUAAGAACAAGAACACAAACACGAAAUGGGGAAACCAAUUUGGUUUCUUGCAUGUUUCUCUUCCACAUUUAAUCUCUUCCAAUGUUUUGAAUCCUCUCGAAUUCGUGUUCGAAGCUCAAAGGAUUAUCAAGAGGAAGAGAAGUUCGGCUGCUGUUUUGCUCUCGGGUAAAUUGCUAGAACUAAUGAGAAAAUUUAGAGGGCCAGAGGUGGCGGCAAGUUACAUUCAUGGAACCUUAAACAAAUCAUCCAUGACGAUCUCCAACUUGAUCGGACCGAUUGAACAAUGUAGCUUGGCCAACCACCCAUGCCCCGGGAUGUACUUCAUGGUUGUAGGUGUUCCUCAGAAUCUUACCAUAACAAUGAUAAGUUACAUGGGGAAAAUGAGGAUUGCGGUGGGAACCGAGAGGACUCAUAUUAAUUCGCAAAAGUUCAAGUCUUGUCUCGAGGCAGCCUACGAUAUGAUAUUCAAGGAGGGCGUACUUUGAGAUCUUUGAUCAACAAAUAUAUAUUCAAUCUUCAUUAUUUUGGGAUUGUAAUUUAAUUAUUUGUUACACCAUGGUCCAUGCUAUGUGGGGGCAAUAAGUGGGUUGUUUUGGAAAAGGAAUACAUACUGGUAAAACCAUGUGAUAUUUGUUUGGUUCAAUAUGUCUAAGUUGAGUAGUUCAAUGGGAUCGAUCACAUGUAUUGUAUGACUGUAAAAUUUAAAGUUAUUUUUACAGUUCAAACCUUAAACUAAUAUG
Impatiens glandulifera is the source of this 1840-nucleotide messenger RNA. RefSeq names its product wax ester synthase/diacylglycerol acyltransferase 4-like. NCBI's taxonomy places the organism in Eukaryota, Viridiplantae, Streptophyta, Magnoliopsida, Ericales, Balsaminaceae. The transcript has 4 exons. The record is from RefSeq and is a predicted model, not a curated record. Gene Ontology annotation, biological process: triglyceride biosynthetic process. Gene Ontology annotation, molecular function: diacylglycerol O-acyltransferase activity; long-chain-alcohol O-fatty-acyltransferase activity. Bases 116 to 1585 code for a protein of 489 amino acids. Gene Ontology annotation, cellular component: plasma membrane.